AUGCUUUUUAAUACUGUUACCUUACUCUCCCUUGUGGGCCUGGUGCCUACCUUCGCCGCUGCGCGGCUUUCCGGCUCUGUUGGGCCAUUGACUUCGGUCUCCGACAAAGCCGCCGUCAAGACUUGCAACGUCCUUGAUUACGGUGCAAAGGCCGACAAGUCCACUGAUCUGGGCGAGCCCCUGUUGUCCGCAUUCAAUGACUGCAAGUCUGGUGGUGUCGUGUACAUUCCGGAGGGAGACUAUGCGAUGUCGACGUGGGUGAAACUGGCCAAUGGUAAGGCCUGGGCAUUGCAGCUUGAUGGAACCAUCUACCGCACCGGUACCGACGGCGGCAACAUGAUCAUGAUCGAACACACCGACGACUUUGAGAUGUUCAGUAGCACCUCCAAGGGCGCCAUGCAGGGUGACGGAUAUGAAUUCCACAAGGACAACAAAUGGAGCGGACCUCGCCUGCUGCGGAUCUGGGACGUUACCAACUUCUCGGCCCACGAUAUCAUCCUGGUUGAUUCCCCGGCUUUCCACCUUUCCAUCGAUACCUGCACUAACGGCGAGAUUUAUAACAUGGCCAUCCGUGGUGGCAACCACGGUGGUCUGGAUGGUCUUGACGUCUGGAGUAACAACAUCUGGAUUCACGACGUCGAGGUUACCAACAAGGAUGAGUGUGUCACCGUCAAGAGUCCUUCUGAGAACAUCUUGAUCGAGAACAUCUACUGCAACUGGAGUGGUGGUUGCGGUAUGGGUUCUCUCGGUCCCGAUACGGCAAUCAGCGCGAUCACCUUCCGAAACGUGUACACCUGGAACUCGAACCAGAUGAUGUUUGUCAAGAGCAACGGAGGCAGUGGAACUGUUUCCGAUGUGACCUUUGAGAACUUUAUCGGUCACGGCAACGCAUACUCCUUCAACAUCGACAGCUACUGGAGCAGCAUGAGCAGCCAGGGCGGCAAGGGAGUCGAGCAUAGCAACUUCACCAUCAAGAACUGGAAGGGUACCGAGGCCAACGGUGCUGCGCGUGGACCCGUCAAGAUCAUCUGCCCUGACGGCGUUCCCUGCUCCGAUAUCACUUUUGAGGAUUUCGCCAUGUGGACUGAGGAGGGUGAAAGACAGACCUACGUCUGCCAGAAUGCCUAUGGCUCCGGCUUCUGUCUCCAGGAGGGCUCUGGUGACUCCGACGUAGCCGUGACCACGAGCACGGUCACCCAGGCUCCGUCGGGCUACUCUGCUCCCACCAUGGCUUCGGACCUUACCGCGGACUUCGGUAGCACCGUCUCCAUCCCCAUCCCCACCAUCCCUACCUCGUUCUACCCAGGUGCUACUCCGAUCAGCGCCCUCAUGGGGGCUUCGGCUUCUGUGAAUGCGCGUGAGGCUGUCGUCGUCGUGAGCUCGGCCAAGAGCACCGCUGCUGAGACCACCUCGGAGCCUACUGCCCAGCCCACCGGUAAAUUCCAGGCUCCCCAUCACUGGCGCCACCACCACCGCCACGGACACUACUAG
This is a messenger RNA of Aspergillus affinis, 1491 nucleotides long. RefSeq names its product putative extracellular rhamnogalacturonase (gene rhgB). Lineage: Eukaryota; Fungi; Ascomycota; Eurotiomycetes; Eurotiales; Aspergillaceae. Gene Ontology annotation, molecular function: polygalacturonase activity. The record is from RefSeq and is a predicted model, not a curated record. The coding region runs from base 1 to 1491 and encodes 496 amino acids. Gene Ontology annotation, biological process: carbohydrate metabolic process. The transcript has 4 exons.